AUGCGCGGCUCCAAGGAUAAACGCAACAGCCAUAUGACGCUGCCGUGCCCUUUGAGCGAACUGGCCCUCGAUUUGCCCUGGAUCGAAGUGAAAGACAUGGAAAAGUGGGUUCGUAGGCCCAUUCCCGUCCGCCACAAAGAAGCCAAGAAUAAGCACGGCAGGGUUAAACGGCCCAUGAACGCCUUCCUGCUCUACCGGGCCACUUACACUGAGCUGGCCCUGUGGUGGCUAGAGCAAAACAGCUACGAGUUGGUAUCCAUGGUGGUUGGUCAGAGCUGGAACAUGGAGGCUGAGAAUGUCAAAGACAAAUACAGAGCCUUGGCAAGUCUCGAGAAGCAAAACCACAUAAAAGCCCACCCUCAAUACAGGUUCCGACCGAGGACGGGGCAUAGGAGCAGUGCCUCGAGUAAUCGGCCUAACAAUACGACAGGCCCGCAGGAGGCAGACUGUGUGUGGACUGGUGAGACACAGUCUUCCGAUUUAAACACAGCAAUCCCCGAAAUCAAACGGAAUCCACGUGAGCUGCCUCAUAGUCUCGAACAAGCGCUCCCGUCAGAUCUUGUCAACACCGGGAUGAACUUUGAUCAAGCUGAAGAACAACUGGCUAGAUCCGAAAUCCCCAUUCCUUUCUUCGAGUCUGUGGGCUGCGUCUGCACGAGGUCCUCUGUGCCCACCAUGCCUUCUCUACCUGGGUGCGCCGCCGAACCCUGGCCUCAAUCUGAUACCACCGAACUCAGCAGCCUUUCUCCAAUCGCAGCCCUACACCAGCACACGAUAGUGAUGCCAGAGAUUAUGUAUCAUCCUGAUGAGCCAUCCCUGUUCUCUUCCCCGGCAAACUCCGGUUGCGACAGGCUUUCUCGGGGAGACACGCCAUGGACGUAUGAAUACCUAGGGUAUCCACAAUCACCAUGCAGCCUCUUAGAUCAGACAGACUCGCAAUGA
Molecule: messenger RNA, 942 nt
Organism: Aspergillus bombycis
Lineage: Eukaryota; Fungi; Ascomycota; Eurotiomycetes; Eurotiales; Aspergillaceae
Exons: 1
Coding region: 1-942 (313 amino acids)
Biological process (GO): regulation of transcription by RNA polymerase II
Cellular component (GO): nucleus
Molecular function (GO): DNA-binding transcription factor activity, RNA polymerase II-specific; RNA polymerase II cis-regulatory region sequence-specific DNA binding
Source: RefSeq, a predicted model, not a curated record